This is a messenger RNA of Colius striatus (speckled mousebird), 7336 nucleotides long. It is a transcript of the gene CSGALNACT1, whose product is annotated as chondroitin sulfate N-acetylgalactosaminyltransferase 1. The record is from RefSeq and is a predicted model, not a curated record. Bases 1769 to 3361 code for a protein of 530 amino acids. Lineage: Eukaryota; Metazoa; Chordata; Aves; Coliiformes; Coliidae. Gene Ontology annotation, cellular component: Golgi cisterna membrane. Gene Ontology annotation, molecular function: glucuronosyl-N-acetylgalactosaminyl-proteoglycan 4-beta-N-acetylgalactosaminyltransferase activity. The transcript has 12 exons.
GGCAGGCAGGCUCAAAGAGCAUCCUGCUCUUCAGCUGAGGUAAUGAUCAUUGGUUUGAAUAUGCCUGCCUUUUUCCCAAGAGCAUGCAGUUGUGAUACAUGAGUUUGGGUAUGUACAUGGGUAAUAAACCUCGCCAUCUGCAGCAAAACCAGUUGAACAGCAUGUUUAUCGAAACUCUCCUUAAGAGCCAUUGCCUCUUGAAGGAGCAUAGCUCAUAUGAGAGGAGUGGGACUGUCUCCAGCCAGCCCUGGGAGACGAUGCUGAGAGCAUAUUGAAAAGCUGUCUUCAGCAAAAGCUUGCCAGUUUAACAACUCUGUUCGCUGUUGCUAUUGCACAGUGGGCUCUUUGACGCAACAGAAAGAGCUGCCUUUUUUUUUUUUUUUUUUCCUUCCUCUUAAGUCUGCCUGGCCAAUUUAAAGCUUGUGGAUAUUUCUUCUCCCUCGGGGAAAGCUUAUGAGAGGAUUUUCUUUUUUAACAGUUCAUUCCCUGAAAUAUUUUUUUUUUCCUGUUUACUGUUAGAAAAUGUUGGAGCUGAGCACAAGGCUUUCAGUGCAGGUCAGUGGAUGAAAUCUUGAUCAAAGCAUUUAACAUUUGAGUGUAGCUUUAACAAUCACUGUGGCUUGGGAGGAAAAAAACAAGUUAACAAGGUUGUAUCAUGUGAACCUCUGUGUGCCUACUACUGGAAUGGGAAUCUUUCCAAGUCUUCAGUGACCAAGUUCUGCACAGAUGAAUUUACCAUCUUUCUUUUGUAGACAAAUGUACCGAAUUAAUAUUUUAUUGAGAAUUGAGGUGAUAUCACAGUUAUGUCUGUAUUAUUUAAUUCCUGGAUGUCUCUACUCCCUCAAAAUCACACUUUACUGGGAAGCACGUGCUGUCUGCAGGGAAGAUAGUUAUUUGCUAUUAUGUAUUUCUUCUUAGAUUGCUAUCAAGGGACUAGGAAAGGAUGUAGACAUAUUGUUAAUGUCUCUCUUCAAGCUGUAUUUGAGCUUUGAGAGGCUGAAGCAUUAUUUAUGAAGAUCAGUACAGCUAAAAGAUGUCACUGCAACAUUGACCACAUUCAACUGCAUUGAAAAUGGGAUUUGUGUUGGAUACCACUGUUGCUCAUUUUGGAGAUAAAUAUGAUUCUAGCAAAAUCUCACUGUGAUGUGUGCUGCUGUGAAGAUGUUCAAACACCUACAUGGAAACUAAUUGCAGCUUCUGCCAUUCACUGCCUCUAUUGAAAAAAGAGACUGACUUUUAUAGUGCAUCCAUAGGAAGCAUCUCCACUACAGCCUUUCACCACACAGGAGACAGACUGAAGAAGUAGGCAGCUGGCAAAUGUGAAAGCAAUGAAGAGGUGUUCUGAGGCUGACAGUGCUUUUUAUAGUGCAUGCAUUUUCUGGGAAGAGCAUAAGAAGGGAGAUAAACAGGGGACGAUUGUGGAAAGCUGAGAAAUAGCUGUAGCAGAUCAAGAUGUUCCAAAGAGAAGAUCACAGCAAAAAGGUUGUCAGGCUUCAUCAGCCACCAGCUGAUCCCAUUGGAGCAGCAUAGGUGUUGCCACCAGGACUGGGAGGUGUCCUGUCUGCUUCACAGCUUGUCUUUUGGUCCUGCUGGAUAAACAUGAGAGAGCGCCUGAUAUAGAGGCAGAGUACACUUUUUAAGAGAGCUGACAAGCCAGUUCUUGAACAUACAUGUAUCUCUGUAAGAGCUCUCCAAGUCCAGAGGCCUCUGUGUCAUUGCAUGGACAUAAGAACUGUUGCAUAUGUGCAGUAAGACUGCUUUUUGAGCAAUGAUGCUCCGACGUGGACUUAUUCUGUUUCUCCCCCGACUUGUAGGCUUGCUGGUGGUGGCCUGCUGCUCAGUGUCAAUUGUUUAUAUGCUAGCUUGCACACCCAAGGGUGAUAACCAGCAGCUCGCCUUGCCCAGGGUGCACAGUCCGACUGUGAAGGAGGGAUAUGAAGCCAUUCUGCAAGAGCGAGAAGAGCAACACCACAACUACAUCAUCAGCUUGAAGAAACAAAUUUCCCAGCUGAAGGCUCAGCUCCAGGGCAGGAGUGAGCAACUUAAGAACAUGCAGGACCAGUACCCAGAUCCCUCAGACAUUCGGCUUGACCACAGUGAUCCAGAGAAGGCCCAGGCUAACCUGCUGGCUUUCCUCCGUUCCCAAAUAGACAAAGCAGAGGUGUACAGUGGCAUUAAGGUGUCCACGGAGUAUGCUGCCAUGCCCUUUGAGAGCUUUACCCUACAGAAGGUGUACCAGCUGGAGACAGGGCUCACGCGCCACCCAGAAGAGAAGCCUGUAAGGAAGGAUAAGCGAGAUGAGUUAAUAGAGGUGAUUGAGUUAGCUGUUGGGAGCUUGAACAGGCCAGAAGGGGAUGGCAAUGCAAAGCACCGUGUAUACACAGCCUCUGACUUCAUUGAAGGGAUCUACCGCACAGAAAAAGACAAAGGCACGUUAUAUGAGCUGACUUUCAAAGGAGACAAAAAACAUCAGUUCAAGAGGAUUGUUUUGUUCCGGCCAUUUGGUCCUAUAAUGAAAGUAAAAAAUGAAAAUGUCAAUAUGGCUGACACACUUAUUAAUGUCAUUGUGCCAUUGGCCAAGAGAGCCAGCAAAUUUCGGCAAUUCAUGCAGAAUUUCAGGGAAAUGGGCAUUCAGCAGGAUGGGAGAAUUCACCUCACUGUAGUUUACUUUGGAAAAGAACAAAUGAAUGAAGUCAAAUCAAUACUUGAAAACACCUCCAAGUCAACCAACUUCAAGAACUUCACCUUCAUCCAGUUGAAUGAAGAAUUUUCCAGGGGUAAAGGAUUAGACGUUGGUGCUCGAUUUUGGAAAGGAAGCAAUGUUGUUCUCUUUUUUUGUGACGUGGACAUAUACUUCACAGCUGAAUUCCUGAACUCCUGUAGAUUGAACACACAGCCAGGGAAGAAGGUGUUUUAUCCUGUUCUCUUCAGCCAAUAUAACCCCAGUAUUAUUUAUGGCCACCAUGAUUCUAUCCCAUCUUUAGAACAGCAGCUGAUUAUUAAAAAAGAAACUGGAUUUUGGAGAGACUUUGGUUUUGGGAUGACUUGCCAGUACCGGUCUGAUUUUAUCAACAUAGGUGGCUUUGAUCUGGACAUUAAAGGCUGGGGUGGUGAAGAUGUACAUCUGUACCGCAAAUACCUUCACAGCAACCUCAUCGUGAUCCGCACACCUGUCAGAGGGCUCUUCCACCUGUGGCACGAAAAGCAAUGUCUGGAUGAGCUGACCCCAGAGCAGUACAAAAUGUGCAUGCAGUCCAAGGCCAUGAACGAGGCUUCUCAUGGCCAGCUUGGGAUGCUUGUUUUCAAGCAAGAGAUUGAGACACACCUCCACAGGCAGAAACUGAACAGUAAGAAGACAUGAAGCCAGAAAGGGAGACAGCCUCUGAAUUGGACCAUAGGGUGAAUUGGACCAAGAGUUGACAACAAGAAGAGAGCGGAUGAGAUUGAAAGAGGAUGGAGCUUCCAGCAGACUGGCAGCAAAAGAAGAUGAAGGAGGGUGCUUGUCCUCCCUCCUGUUUUUUUCUUAAUAGAGCUUUUAAGUACUCCAUUAGUUUGGCUGUUCAACACUUGCUCUGAGGGAGACUUGAACACCUGAUGAGAUUCAAGAUCAAGUGAUUGGUGCAGUAUUCACAACAAAUGGAUGUACUCUUCCAUUUAAAUGUUUGUAAGACAUGUACAGUUAUUUAAAGGACUGACCAAUCCUUUAAAGGUAGGCCAAUAAUAAUGAGUUACUUUCUACAUCUAAUCUGGCAUAUCUAAAGAGAGCUAUUUUUAAUAAGUACAGAGCUCCUGCUCUGAGAAGGACAUCUGAUUGUUAACAACAGUUAAAGUGGAGUAACCAAAAAUCUUUUUCCCUUCAGAGGCUGGGGAAGGCACUAACAGAAUAUACACAGUUCAUUUAGAGACAAGAGGCAUCUCAGAAAGUGCUUUCUAAAAUUCAGAAAGAGAAAGCCCCACCAGUCAAGGGUGAUGUUUCAAAAAUGCUGGAGGGUAGUGUUUGUUCUCUUCUGUGGAUAGUGAGCCAAAAACAAUGAGCCAUGUCUGUAUCUCAUGAAUCAGAUUAUAUAUUUCUGCUUUACAAUACUGUAAGUAUCUCAAGAUGUAUUUUAAAAUGAAGUUGAUUUUCCUUGGGAAUUAUUUUGUUAUACUUCAGGUUUUCUACUUCUGGCCUCACUAGGGAACAGUACAAACUUCCAACACUCGGAAACUGCUCUGCAGUUCUGUGUUUCCUAUGGAUGGGAGGUGGUUUCAGAUAAGUGAUUUUUUUCUGCAUAAUCUGGGUGCUGGAAGGCAGAAGUUUUAUGAUGCUGAAGACGUGUGAAUACACAUCAACUUGCAAUACUGAUUUAGGAGGAAGCUUUAAACUCUGAAUGUCAGAUGCCAAUAUCGAUGAACAUUUUCUGACUUUAUACCAAAGUAUUCCAUUUAAACCAAAUACAGAAUCUUUCCCAGGGUAUAUCAAGCUUUUUGUAAUUAACAAAAUAAAUUUUUUUAGUACAUUACUGGACCCUGCAAAUUCUCUUAUGAUAAUUAUAGGUGCAUCCUAAAAAUUAGUCUCUUCCUUAAUAGAAUUUUUUUCAAUUGCCUGCAACUGCUGAAAGCAUGAGUUACUGCUUUUAUAAAGCAUUUUCUUUUAAUGCUGACUGCUGUUUAUCAUUUUUAUAUAUACUAGCCAGGACAAAAUUCAUGGGCUUGGAAAUCCCAUUUGCUUACCUAAAUGCUGUUUCUCUGAGCACUCUCUUUUUUCUAUAGUCAGAUUAAUUCAAGGCAGUCUGAAAUGAGGUUCUAAUUUGAUUUUUGGCUUGUAAAAGCUGGGGGAAGAAGUAUGCAAGAAAGCACUGACAAUGAAUAAAAUGUCAUUUGCCAUGCCACUGUGCAGUAAGAAGAAAGCUUAGGAACCUCUUGUGAAAGCAUUGCAUGCAGAAUCUGCAGACAGAGACCACACUACUGGCCAUGCUACUGUAAGUACCUUUUCCCUUGACAUAUAUUAAACAUGUGCUUGUCUUUUGUUGGAUGAAAAUGAUCUGCAUGGCAUUUGCCUUGCAAAUCAUCAAAUGUCCAGAAGCACUGCAAAAGUACAAAAAGAAUGGAAACUGCAUGCUUUAAAAUCCCAGCCCCCAAAUACAUCACUUACCACCAGCAAUAACUCAAGUAGGUUGUUCUAAGAACUUUUUUGUUGUCAGAAUACAAGAUAAAGUGCUUCUAAGGAGCUUUGUUUUGAUGGAGUAACUUUACAAAUACGAUGCAGUAGAAGGAGACAGUCAUGACCUAUUGAAUGCAUAUGAGAGCUAUACGAACUGAGCUGCACCAGGGUGAUAGUUGUUCCUACAGUCUCACUUAACCUGAAUUUGAAACUGGUUAAUGUAUGUUAUGAAGUCUCAUAAUCAUAACCUGCCUCAAACCUAGCCUUAACCAUUUCCAUGAUUUUUUCUUAUUAUCUCCCCUUAGGUUUCCCUAAGCCCUCAGCAACUUAAUGUAACUAGGUUGGCUACACUUGUAGAGCAGGGCUAGACCAGAUGAUCUCCAGAGGUCCCUUCAAACCUAUAUUAAUCUCUAAUUCUAAGCACUGGGCACUUGUAAAUUCAACACUUUGUUACUUUGGGUACUUUAGCAAGCAUGUUAUCCAGCCCCUGUCCAAGUUUCACAAGGUAUGUUUAUAAAUAGCACCUUCCUGAUUGCCUUGCACAUCCUUUUCCUCUUGCCAGGCAUAAUACUGUCUGUGCAGUUCCUGUUCCUUGGCUACAGAAGCCAGUUUGGCAAGAGGUAAGAUUAAAUCAAUGCUGGAGAGAGCCAGCCUGAGGCUAGCUCAGUGGUGCACAGGAGCAUCUAAUCACAGCAGGUAGGGACUGUGCUGAUAUGAGAGAGGAAGAACAACAUGACAAAGAGAAGCUGCUGUUAGCUGUGUUUAUAUGAGCCAAAUGAAGCUCUAACAGGUCUUCCAGAUCAGUUAGAAAAAAGAUGAAAUAUGAACACAGCAGCCAAGAAAGCCAUAGCUUUUGCUAGGCAGCUCUCUAUCUUCCUUGUCCCAGAAACUGUGUGUGAUCUUUCUCAGAAUGGCAACUGGCUGGAUAUUAGUUGGGGAGGGAAUAGAGAUCACCCUGUGUAGGUUGGGGAGACCAUGUAGGGACUCCUUGCUUUAAUUUUUGAUGAGUGUUGCAUGCUCUAGCUAAAGACAUAGAGGCAUUGGGGCAAAACACAUUGCUGUAUCCUUCUGUGUGACAUGACCUUUCCCGCAGGCAACUUUCAAAUUACAUUUGUAAUCCUUGCACAGCAUCCCUUGAUGAAAGAAAAAUUGUGCACAGAUUAUACAAGCCAGCACCCUUGAUUCCUGACCACUGUGAGUCAUCUUUGCUCCAUGCUUUCAGAAUUCAAAGCAAUAGCAGAGCCAGUCUUGAGGGCAUCUGUUCUGGCAAGUGUGCUGCCUUUGCAGUCAGUGCAGUUGCAAAGUGUAGCUAGAAAACUUCAGGUUUCUUCCCUCACAGCAUACAAGUGAAGCUGGGAGUCUUUAAAAAAACUUUGGCAUGAUUCUUAAAUGGGGGACAGUUAUAAACACUGAUAGUGGCUUUCCCUGAGCCCUAUGGAGCCAACAUUUGCAACCAGGUGGUUGUAAUGUAAAGUUAUGUGAAGGUAACAAUUCACUGGUCAGCAGGUCAAGCCCAGAGUAGUUCCACUGUAGAUCUUAGAGAUAAAAUUGAUCAUGUCCUGCUGGGUCAAUGACAGAUCAGCCUGCACCUCAUUUAUGCAAGUUAACACCCUGUCUUUCAAACUGCCUUUUUCAAGGAGACUCUGUCCCCUGUUUUCACCAGCCCAUAGAUACACAAAACACUUCAUGAUUUGUCUCCAGCAGGACUACAAGCUAUGGCAUGUUCUUCACAUGAGAACAGAUGCUAACUUUUCUCUAGGAGCUCUGAAUGACCUUUCAUUUUGGCCAUAUUUUUGAGAAGAAACUGUUAAUGAAGAGAGAAGAAGGGAUUUUAUUUUUCCCCUACAAAUAUCUAGCACCACCUCUCAUGACCAAUGCAGAUUACGUUGAUUAUGCAGAGUAUGUUGAUUAUGCAGAUUAUGUCCCUCUGACAUUUGGGAUACAGUGCUCAAGAAGCAGCUCGAGUCAUCUGCCUUGCCAGUGUUGUUACUUUCAGAAUCUCACUUUACAUGAAGCAAGUUAAACCUUCUGUAACUGGAGUGCAGUUAUCCUCUUUCUUUGUAUGGAAACUACCUAUCAGCAUAGCUGUACACUUUAAGACCAAAAGAUUACAACUAUUUCUUUUCAUCUAUUCUGCAGAGCCAAGAUCAGUGUAAGGCUGAAGUUUUUGACUGCUUCCUCAAGUUAAGCAGA